Penicillium digitatum Pd1 is the source of this 1722-nucleotide messenger RNA. The record is from RefSeq and is a predicted model, not a curated record. Lineage: Eukaryota; Fungi; Ascomycota; Eurotiomycetes; Eurotiales; Aspergillaceae.
AUGGGAAAUACUCAGGGGAAACCGGUGUCUUGCAACGAUGCAGUCAACCUCAAUCAUUUCAGGCUCCUACGUGUCGUUGGAAAGGGCGCGUUUGGAAAAGUACGAAUUGUGGAAAGAAAGGACACAGGUCUCACAUUCGCCUUAAAAUAUAUCCGCAAAGAGGAAGUGGUCCGUUCGGAAAGCGUGCGGAAUAUAAUUCGUGAACGGCGAAUGCUGGAACACUUGAACCAUCCGUUCCUUUGCAAUUUGCGAUACAGUUUCCAGGACAUGGAGUACAUUUAUAUUGUGGUUGAUUUAAUGAAUGGCGGCGAUCUUCGAUUCCAUAUCUCUCGAAAAUGCUUCACAGAGGAUGCGGUGCGAUUUUGGAUGGCGGAGCUGGGCUGUGCUCUGAAGUAUAUCCAUUCGCAGGGUAUCAUUCAUCGCGAUUUAAAACCAGACAAUAUCCUGUUGGAUUCAGAUGGACAUGUUCACUUGGCUGAUUUUAACGUGGCAUCAGAUUACCGACCGGGGAAGCCUCUCACAAGCAAGUCAGGAACACUAGCCUAUCUAGCCCCGGAAGUCUAUGAAGGGAGUGGUUAUACCUUCGAGGUGGAUUGGUGGUCAUUAGGUGUCACCUUUUACGAGUGCAUCUACAAUAAGCGACCAUUUGAAGGCCGAAACCAAGAGACUUUGAGCGAGAACAUCAAAAAGGCACAGCCAAAAUAUUACGUCACCAAUCCUGCGGUAUCAGUAGCUUGUUUGCGGGCGUUAGGAUCAUUGAUACAAAAAGACCGGAGUCAACGAAUUGGCGCUAUCGGGUUUGAGACUUACACCUCACACAUGUUCUUCGCCGAAAUCGACUUCGAUGCCCUGGAGCGCAAACAGAUCCCGCCAGUAUUCCGACCAUCAAGCGACAAAACCAACUUUGAUGCGACUUAUGAUCUGGAGGAGCUGCUUCUUGAAGAAGCGCCCUUGGAGGCUAGAGCGCGCAGGCAAAAGCCGCGUGCAGAACUAAGGGACGAUGCCACUGCGAAAGAAAUUCGGGAUGAUGAGCUCCAUCGUCUCAUUGAAACGAUGUUCGAACCGUUUGAUUACACCCUCACUAGCUACCAAGGCAAUGCCGCGGAAGCUAUUGCUGCCGUAACGUGGGUUUCUCUCCCCAUCAGGGCCAUCCUCCUGCUAACAGUGUCUUUCAGAAACCCCGAGGAGUGCCUUCCAAUGGCGACAACAACCCAAGGGAACACCACACACCCAGCGAACCCAUCCGUACAUGCCCGCCAAAUCUCACAACCCGACCCUAAAAAUAUAUCUCCCAUCCAAGCCGACGGCCCGCCUCACCGUGUUCCACCAAAUGAAAACGUUACUACAGCCAGCGAGACUCUCGACCCCAACGACUCCGCGACUGGUCAGCCUUCCACUUCCCCUGCAAACGGCGUGUCGCCUUCACCGCCGCCUGCCCCGUCCUUUCACCGGGCUCCACCUCCCCACAAUCGACAACGCGGUGCCACCCGGCAAAUGAGUAAAAGCGGAGGCGUGCAAAUGGUUCUCAACGAAGCUGGCAGCUGGAGUGAGCUGGCCCAUAAUUCCGUCCCUGCCGAUGGAAUUGAGAGUGGUGAUGACAAGGGCAAGCAGGCUAAUGGCAUGCUGUCAUUCUUCAGUCGGAAGAAGGGUCGCGAUCGCAGCCCUAAGCCAACCGAGCCAGGCGUUCUGGGCAAAGAGGGAGCCCGACAGAUCAUCAGCUGA